UUUACGUUUCUUCAAACACACAUAGCUAGUAAGAAAGCAAAACACAACUCUUCAAAACUUUAUCCAAAGUCUUGUUUGGUUGUACAUACAAGGAAAUUUAUCAUCACAAAGGUGAAAGUAGAAAAGUAGAAGAAAAAAGUAGCUUAAAAUUUUUUCAUUUUUCUUAAGAGAGCUUAAUUAUUUUAUUUUUCUUCAAGUUGAAAACAUGAAACUAGUUUUUUCCUACACAUAUAUCAUGAAUAUGAGAGUGUUGGUUCAGUGUAGCAAAUGAUGGCUGGAAACCCUAACUGGUGGAACAUGCAUCCACAAUCUUUGAAUAUCCCUCAAUAUAUGCUUGGAUCUUCUUCAAUCCCUUUCAAUUCCUUGACAGAAAAUGCUGAAGUUAAUCCCCAAUCAUGGAGUCAACUACUUUUUACUGGACUACCUGGAGAAGAAGAGAGGCUUGGUUUCGAUCAUUUUCAACCUAAAAACACAGAAAACUGGGAUGUUCAAAUUCUGAAUCCAUCUUCAAGAGCUCCUUUUAUGGAUGUGAUAAAGCAUGAAGCUUCUCAGAGUGAGAAUUUCUAUAACCAAGGGCAUCAUGAAGAGUUUAAUACUUCUGGACUUGGUUCGUCUUGGUCACACAUGGUGCCGGUUUCUUCUCCAAGCUCUCAUGUCACUACUAGCUUGAGUAGUGAUAAUAUAUUGGAUUUCACUUAUAACAAGCUAGAUCAUAGCAAAAACCAACUACCAGAUCAAAUAUCUGAGUGUAAUAGUUCAACUGUUGGAGUUAAUAAGAAGGCUAGGGUUCAGCCAUCUUCAAGCCAACCACCUCUAAAGGUGAGGAAGGAGAAGCUAGGUGAUAGAAUAACAGCACUUCACCAACUAGUUUCUCCAUUUGGAAAGACUGACACAGCUUCUGUAUUAUUAGAAGCCAUUGGAUACAUCAGAUUUCUGCAGAGUCAAAUUGAGGCACUAAGCUCUCCUUACUUGGACACUGCAGCUUCAAAAAACAUCAUGAGGAAUCAACAUUCUGUGCAUGUUGAAAGAAAUUCUGUGUUUCCUGAGGACCCUGGUCAGCUGUUGGAUGACACUGGCCUAAAAAGAAAGGGUGCUCCAAUUCCAAACGAGAAUGUAGAAGGUAAUAAGGCAAAGGACUUGAGGAGUAGAGGGUUGUGUUUGGUUCCAAUUUCAUGCACACAACAUGUUGGAAGUGAAAAUGGAGCUGAUUAUUGGGCACCAGCAUUUGGAAGUGGAUUUUAAUUAACAUGCAUGAUGAAGAAAAUUUGUGGGUGCUAAUAUUAAUAUAACAUCAUGAGCAGUCAUUCUGUGGUAAUUAUGAAAAGAUUGAUUGCUCACGAUGCUAUAUAAUAAUAACUGGAAUAUUAAAUCCUCUAAUCUAAUUAAUUAUUAGAUGAUAAUCUAUUAUGUUUGGUUCAAAACUUCAAUUAAUAUGUAAGUUUUCUUCUUCUAAAUAUGCAUGCUUUUCUGCUGAGUUGAAAUUA
Molecule: messenger RNA, 1484 nt
Organism: Lathyrus oleraceus (garden pea)
Lineage: Eukaryota; Viridiplantae; Streptophyta; Magnoliopsida; Fabales; Fabaceae
Product: transcription factor bHLH68
Exons: 9
Coding region: 268-1242 (324 amino acids)
Biological process (GO): regulation of transcription by RNA polymerase II
Cellular component (GO): nucleus
Molecular function (GO): RNA polymerase II cis-regulatory region sequence-specific DNA binding; protein dimerization activity; DNA-binding transcription factor activity, RNA polymerase II-specific
Source: RefSeq, a predicted model, not a curated record